ACCCCAUUUUGGCGCCACGAGGAAUGAUCAUGUGAAUUGCAAUAGUUGUCGUCACCCCACAUGCCAGCCUCCCACAAGUCCGCACAGUUCGUGGCACUGACAUUGACACCACCCGCGUUGACCUAAGCACCACCGUGUAACCCAAGCUAAAAGCUCACGGAUAAGCCAUGCGGAGUACACGACCUCUAAUAAAUUUGAGCUACUUUUCUCUCUUCCUCCUUAGCUUGGUCCUGAUCUCGUAGCGCAGGGCGGAAGGCUUAAGUUUACUGGCUGAUCAUUGCCAUGUCAGGGAACCCGCCACCGUCGUCGGACCCGUACGGGCGGCAGCAGUAUAGCUACAGCGGGCGCAUCCUGCUGACCACCGCCGUCAUCCUCUUCGCGCUCACCGUCGUCUUCGUCGUUCUCCGGAUCUUGGUGCACGCCCUGCAGCUACGGGCGGGCGGAGGCCGUGCCCGCCGCGGCGGCGGCCUCGCCGCCGGCAUCCUGCGGUCCAUCAGCGGGAUCGGCAGCAGCCGGCGCGGGCUGGACGCGUCCGCGCUCUCCGCGCUGCCGGUGACAUCGUACCGGAAGGAGGUUGUCGCCGCCGGCGCCGGGGGAGCUGACUGCGCCGUGUGCCUGUCGGAGCUCGCCGACGGAGACAAGGUGCGGGAGCUGCCCAACUGCGGGCACGCGUUCCACGUGGAGUGCGUCGACGCGUGGCUGCGCGCCAAAUCCACGUGUCCUCUCUGCCGGGCCGACGUGGAGAUGCAACAAGGGAACGGGAAGGCGGAGGCGCAGUCGUCCUCCUCCUCGUCGUCGUCGGCGGCGGCCACGGAGCCGCUGCCGCAACCGGCGUUGUUCGGCGCAGGAGGAACCUUGAUGGUGACCGUGCACGGUGGUUCGGAUAGCCGGCGAGACGUGCGCGGGUCAACGUCGGGGUAAGGUAGUCUAGUCGGGACCUUCCAAUUCCUCUGUUAGCAAGUCAACAGCCUAGUUAGCCCUGCCUGCAGGGGAACUCAAAACAAGCCUGUAGCGUGACACAUGCAUAUACUGUAGGUUAGACAGACUAGAAAUGUAGUUAUGUAGUAAGACUGUGAUUAUUUGCAAUGGACAUCUCUGGUGUGUAUAUCUUGCGUAGUGUCAGUAACAAAGUUCCGUCCAAUAAGAUA
Molecule: messenger RNA, 1148 nt
Organism: Lolium perenne
Lineage: Eukaryota; Viridiplantae; Streptophyta; Magnoliopsida; Poales; Poaceae
Product: RING-H2 finger protein ATL5-like
Biological process (GO): protein ubiquitination
Molecular function (GO): transferase activity
Source: RefSeq, a predicted model, not a curated record